AUGACAGACCAAAACAAGGGAUCGCAAAAGACUUACAGGGAGUCCGCGGGAGAGUACUACAACCAAAAGUACGAGACAUGGAUGCCAUGGAUCGAGGACCAGUACCUGAAGUGGUUCACCAAGGAUAACAAGGCAUCCUACGCUACCAAACAACAACUCGACCAGACCAAGGUCACAGGCAUCGACCAAGUCGACAACCUCCAAGACGGCGUAAACAACCUCGUCGGCGGCCAAGUCGGCAAGGGAGGCCUAGCACAACCCCUCGGUGAUGCCGUCUCCAAAGAGGGUAUCAACCGUGCUGAGCGUGGCGGCAAGGACGACAAGGGAAACUCUAUUGAGAGUCAAGGACCACUGGGUGGGUAUGGACAAAGUGCUGCGGAUGGUGUAAAGGGGGGUGCGAGCAGUGUUGCUGGCGGCGCGAAGAGUGCUGGUGGAUACGUUGGAGGCAUGUUUGGCGGCGGCAAGGGAAAGGAAGAGAAGAAGUAG
Alternaria ethzedia is the source of this 486-nucleotide messenger RNA. RefSeq lists its product as uncharacterized. NCBI's taxonomy places the organism in Eukaryota, Fungi, Ascomycota, Dothideomycetes, Pleosporales, Pleosporaceae. Bases 1 to 486 code for a protein of 161 amino acids. The record is from RefSeq and is a predicted model, not a curated record. The transcript has 2 exons.